Aspergillus tanneri is the source of this 237-nucleotide messenger RNA. RefSeq lists its product as uncharacterized. The transcript is spliced from 2 exons. The record is from RefSeq and is a predicted model, not a curated record. NCBI's taxonomy places the organism in Eukaryota, Fungi, Ascomycota, Eurotiomycetes, Eurotiales, Aspergillaceae. Bases 1 to 237 code for a protein of 78 amino acids.
AUGGAGCCAGUGGUGACGGCCUUGAUGUUUGAGCAGCUGCAUGGCGAGCUGUUUGACGCCGUCAAAGCCGAUGGAUCUGGCAUAUUAGGGCUAUCCAACUUGCGGCGCAUAAACAAAGAGGAUCAGACUCUUCUACCUGUGCCACAUGGACCAGAGGGCGAGCGUGAUAUCAUUAACGUGGAGCUGACAGAACAGCCUCGCAGGAAGAACAUUGGGGUUCCCAAUUAUAAUCAAUAG